Cantharellus anzutake is the source of this 1566-nucleotide messenger RNA. Its product is annotated as kinase-like domain-containing protein. The coding region runs from base 1 to 1566 and encodes 521 amino acids. Gene Ontology annotation, biological process: protein phosphorylation. The record is from RefSeq and is a predicted model, not a curated record. Lineage: Eukaryota; Fungi; Basidiomycota; Agaricomycetes; Cantharellales; Hydnaceae. The transcript has 8 exons. Gene Ontology annotation, molecular function: protein kinase activity; ATP binding.
AUGGACGCAUCAUCUUCUGCACUGAUAGAAGGCUUGCGGGCAGCUGUCGAGGCCAAGGUGAAAGAUCUCAGUGGGCAAUUCGAUCCCUCUCCCCGAUCUCUUGUUGGGUCAGGCGGCUACUCCACUGUCUAUAUUGCAACUUGGAGGUCUCCUGAAUGUGAAGAACCAGUGAAGGUUUGCUACAAGGAGCUUCGUCCACCUGUGAGUAACAUGCGUGAAGCUGUGGAGAGGACAAGGAAAACGGUCAAGUACCUUACCCGUGAGAUGGGAGUUUGGAGCAGAUUGGAUCACCCUCAUAUCCUCAAGUUCCUUGGAUUUGCCGUCGAAGGGGAUGGAUGCGAUGUAAAGGGUAUACUGGUUUCUCCUUGGUGUCCAAAUGGGAGUGUACUCGAGUAUCUAGAGAAGAACCCACAUGCAGAAAGGAUUGAUUUGGCAAGGGGUAUCGCGAAAGGACUUGACUAUUUGCACCAUUUGACGCCAGCAGUUAUUCACGGAGAUCUCAAGCCUGCAAAUGUUCUCGUUAGCGAUGAUCACAAUGCAAUAUUAUGCGAUUUCGGGCUGUCCCGCUUUAGCAGUGAACUCACUACGGGUCAAACAUCCUCAGCUGCUGCUUUCACGAUCAGGUUCACGCCCCCGGAGGUAAUAUUAGAUGAAGAGAGGAAGAGCACAGAAAGCGAUGUCUAUUCAUUUGCAUGCACAUGUAUUCCGAUAUUAUUCGGAAAACAACCAUUCUCUGGUCUGAAUGACAUCCAAAUAGUUGCGCGGAUCCCGAAAGAAGUCCCUUGGAACUGGGAUCUCAAGGACCCGCUGCAAUGCACUUUGUCCGACUGCUGUUCCGUGGUAACCGAGAAUCGCCCCUCUAUUCGGAAGGUCCUGCAAACUGCUGCAUUUGUUGGAUCCUCCCUGCCUCCCGAAGUUGCCCACGAACUAAACAUGUCCAACGUCGUAAUGCCGCAGCUCUUCUCAACGCUUCAAGUGCCCAAUGUUGACGCAAGAAGGAUCCCAAUCCCUGAAAACGGUGUCAUUGCUGCCAUUCAUGUCACAGCAUUCCAAGGCGCAAUCGAUACGCUGCUGAGCGUCGCCAGAUCUGGCAAUCCUAGUGAUGUCCUUACGUCGAUGAAGGCUGUUGAGGUUGCAGUGGAUGCCAUCACCGACGACGUGAGAGCAUUUGAGCUGUCAUCUCCCCGUGAUAUUAGUAGCGAGACCAUUCCGAGUUGGUACCUCCGGGAACGUGUCCAUGCAGCGCUCAGGAAUUUCGUAUCUGCUGCGCAACAACAUGCGUCUGGUUUCGGCUUAUCGCCAAUCAGUCUUAUGGACGCGGCUGCCAGCCACGUAUCUUCAACCAUUAUCGAUCUAGUUGAACGAAACACCCCGUCGAACGAGCGUGAUUCUAUCCGGUUUCCUACACAUCACUCAGGUAGACGCCGCCCAUUCCAUCCUACUAUCCUUCGUUCCCUACACGAGGUAGCACAAAGGGUGCAGCGUAUGCGAACGGCGGCAGAGGCUUUGACACCCCUCCCGGACCCGGACCACCUGGAUCGAGCCAUCAGCCAGAGUGCCCCCUAG